AUGGCGCCCGCGCCCGCUUCGGUCUCGCCCGCGCGCGGGAAGCGACGGCUGGUGGGAUUGGACGUCCUGCGUGGCAUCACCAUGGCCGUGAUGCUCAUCGUGGACACCUUGGGUGACCUCUAUCCCAGCAUUGGACAUGCACCCUGGGACGGCUUACACUUGGCAGACUUGGUGAUGCCGUACUUCUUGCUGAUCUCGGGGAUCAGCUUCCACAUCAGCCUCUCCCCAACGAUCCAACCGUGGACGGUGCUCCGGCGAAACGCCUUCCGUGCGCUGCGGCUCUUCCUCUUGGGCCUGGCCGUGCAGGGGAGCAUCUUCCAUGUGACGCCUGCUGGGCCGCUCUUGGUCUUGAACUUAGGAAGUUUGGAGGGUUUAUGCUCAGCAGCCAUUUUGCUGGCUGACCAGCAAGAUUGGCAGGUGGCUGCUGCUCAGAACCGUUUCCUUGCUGCGCACGAACCUGCCAAUCCUACUGUAAUCUUGCUGGUCAGCCGGCAAGCAGCUGCUGAGCAGCAACCUGCCAAUCUGGGUGGUUCGGGUUCCAUUCCAGGCACUGUGCGCAUCAUGGGAAUUUUACAGCGGAUCGCCAUUGUGUUCCUCUUCGUCUCCUUAAUCGAUCUCUUUGUUCCCGCACGUGGUUCUCGCGAUGGCGACGGUGAUGCGUUUGAAGCGUUGCUGCCAGAAGAACAGGGCAUCGGUUUGUGGCUGCUUUGGCGCACCGUGCUCAGGUGGAUCCUGGUGCUGUUGCUGGUGCUUCUGGGAACGUGUCUCACCUAUGGUGCUCCACCGUCCAGUUGGCCUGGCUGCGCUUCAACCUUGUACUCCUCCUCUGACGUCGUCAGCUUGCAUGACAUGGGCUGCAGCAGAGCCGGCUGGCUGGAUUCCAUACUCCUGGGCGUCCAACACGUCUACGUCCAGGGCACGUCCAUAGGACCCAAGGGCGCGCCCAACUUUGGUUUUGAUCCAGAGGGUUUGGUCACAACGCUGAGCGCCACGUUCCCCAUGUUCGUGGGGGCUCAUCUGGGGCGAUCUGGACGAGUCCUGCAACGAUUCUUCGCGCAUUGGCUACUGCUUGGCACCACGUUCACUGCGAUCGGCUGCUGGAUGACACAAUGGAUUCCGUUUAACAAGCGCUUAUGGUCGCCAUCAUACAACCUUUGUACAGCGGGCACAGGUAUUUUCCUGUAUGCGGCCUUAUUCUUCCUUUGCGACCGAGAGCCCUCCUCUCCAUUAUGGCGGAAAAUGACCAUCAUAGGCACUACGGCCUUGAAGCCUUUUCAAUGGCUGGGUGCCAACUGUAUCUUGUUUUUCGUGCUCUCCGAGUGUUGCGGAGUCCUCAGCUGGGCGUUGCAGUCAGUGAGGGGUGAAGAACAGAACAUCGUCCGCUGGUUUCGCGACCAUUUCCUGUGGCACACUUGUCGACUCGGACACCACUGCCCCAGCCCAGUUGGCAACGUUCAGAACGCCUGCGCACCAGUGGAAGUAGCAUUCACGCUGAUCGGUUUGCUCUUUUGGAUUUUGGUGCUCUUGCGAUGGUGCAGCGCUCUCGGAUGGAAUUUCCACCGAUGUCAUUGGAACGACAAGUACCUGCGGGCGCAGCCGGUUCGUGUGGCAGCGCCCGAGGAUGGGCGAAACUGGCGAAUCGGUGAAGAGAAAAAGCCUGGGUAUGUGUGGAAGCUCUACAGCGCUGUGCCCACCAUCCCGGGCCCCGAAGCGCGGUCGGCGCACCAGGCCUUUGGUGCGGACGGAUACCUCUACGUCUUCGGAGGAGAAUGGUCCAGCCGGGAUCAGAAACGCUAUCGCUCCUUGGAGGGAGGGCUUGAGCUGCGGGCUAAGCUGCGAGCCGAAGUAGUGGGAGGUCAAUUCCGAGAUCUUUGGCGCUUUGAGUGCUCGGGCGCUCCGGGCACGCGCUGGGAGCAGUUGGAGGCCCAUGGCAGCGUGCCAGACAGUCGCUCUGGGCACCGGAUGGCGACGGCCGGGUCCUAUGCAGUGCUCUUUGGUGGCUUCUCCGAGGACAAGAAGCGCCGAGCGACGUACUGGGACGAUUUCUAUGCCUUGCAUCUACCCAGCCACACUUGGAGACUCUUGCCCGUCUCCUCUGAUCGUCGAGCUCGCCCCAUCUCACGCGCCGGAGGGCUGCUGUUUGCCGCGGCCAGCCAGGUCUUUCUCUAUGGCGGUUCCCGGCCGACGCGGAAGGGUGGCGAUUCCUUGCAGAUCUUGGAGGACCUUUGGUGUGCGCGGCUGGGCAGCGAUGGUGGAGCUUUGUGGGAGCAGCUUGCGGUUCAAGGGGAGGGCCCAGGCAAGCGCAGUGGGCUUUGUCAGUGCGCCCUGCAGUCACAGGAGCCGCUGCGGCGCCUGGUCUUCGGCGGUGUGGCAGACCAUCGAGUCGCGUCCAACUGGUCGGAUGGCACCAAACGCGCAGCGGACGUGGCGGUGUUUCAUCAAGAUCUGUUCCUUCUGGACUGCACCGGGACUCCACGCUGGACGUGCAUUUGGCCACGGCCCGGUUCACAGCUACCGGCCUCUCCACAGGCCUCCGUGCUUCCGGAGGAACUCUUGGCGCGCGGCGGCGGCGCCGACGCAGCCUGCUUAGCGUUGGCCAUCCACCAAGGCGGAGCGUUGGCCAUCGGUCAGUGCGGUGGGGUGCGAGGCGAGUGA
This is a messenger RNA of Durusdinium trenchii, 2655 nucleotides long. Lineage: Eukaryota; Dinophyceae; Suessiales; Symbiodiniaceae. The record is from the annotation of a GenBank genome assembly.